AUGGCGUCUAGUCGUAAGAAGAUACUACUCAAAGUCAUAAUACUCGGUGAUAGCGGUGUUGGGAAGACUUCGCUGAUGAAUCAGUAUGUUACUCAGCGUUUCAGUAACCAGUACAAAGCUACUAUUGGUGCUGAUUUCCUUACUAAAGAGACUAUGGUCGAUGAUCGUGUUGUUACUUUACAAAUUUGGGAUACAGCUGGACAAGAACGAUUCCAGUCCCUUGGUGUCGCAUUCUAUCGUGGCGCUGAUUGCUGUGUUCUGGUCUACGAUGUUACAAUGCCAAAUACUUUCAAAACUUUGGACUCCUGGCGAGAUGAGUUCUUGAUCCAGGCCAGUCCUCGGGAUCCUGAGAAUUUCCCAUUUAUCUUGAUUGGUAAUAAAAUCGAUCUUCCCAACAGGGCUAUAACGGAAAGACGAGCACAGCAAUGGUGUCAGGCAAAGGGAAACAUUCCUUACUUCGAAUGCAGUGCUAAGGAAACGACGAAUGUGAAACAGGCCUUCCAGGAAGUCGCUCGUGUUGCUCUCGCACAAGAAACCGAGCCUGAUACGGUGAAUGAUUGUCCCGAACAAAUUCAUCUUGGAGCUUCAAGAAACAAUCGCAGUAGCGACUGUGGCUAUAAAUACUGCCACUUUCAUAUCUCAAUAAAGACUCGACUGAUUGAUGCUCUCCGAUCUGACUUUCCCAGCAUAAACAUCCACCUUCACUUCUCGUUUAAUCGCUGUCACGUUUUUUUAUCGCCUGACAAGCUAAUGCGGGCCUCGCGUGUACGCGUUCAUCCCCAUGUAAAUAAUUAUGCAAUAAAUCGAUUCGACCAAUCUCAUGUCCUCCUCUUUGCCUGCGGCCUAAUGAGUGACAAAUCCGAGGUACAAACAAGGGACCAUAAGGAUCUGUGGGAGAAGCAGAAUUGUUUGAGCUGCAAGAUAUUCGGCUCAACGACGUGCCUAGCCAUGGCUGGAUACACAGCCUACUGGAGUCUGCGACAACAGGCUCAAUAUCGCGGCCUUACUCGUCUAACCUAUUCGGCCUCGUGCUUUGCACUUGCCUCAGGUUAG
Molecule: messenger RNA, 1053 nt
Organism: Echinococcus granulosus
Lineage: Eukaryota; Metazoa; Platyhelminthes; Cestoda; Cyclophyllidea; Taeniidae
Product: Ras-related protein Rab-7a
Exons: 6
Coding region: 1-1053 (350 amino acids)
Biological process (GO): phagosome-lysosome fusion; endosome to lysosome transport
Cellular component (GO): phagocytic vesicle; late endosome; lysosome
Molecular function (GO): GTP binding; GTPase activity
Source: RefSeq, a predicted model, not a curated record